Messenger RNA from Sphenostylis stenocarpa, 1470 nucleotides. Lineage: Eukaryota; Viridiplantae; Streptophyta; Magnoliopsida; Fabales; Fabaceae. The record is from the annotation of a GenBank genome assembly.
AUGGAACUUGAGAUAGUACCAUACGAUUCAGGUUUCAAGGAGUAUCAAACCCUUUACGAAGAGUGGUUCAAUUAUGCAGAUGCAGAUGGGGAUGGUCGUUUUACUGGGACUGAAGCGAUCAAGUUCUUUGCCAUGUCAAACUUGUCUCGACAAGAAUUAAAGCAGGUAUGGGCCAUUGCAGAUUCAAAACGAGAAGGAUAUCUUGGUUUCAAAGAAUUUGUGACUGCUAUGAAGGCCAUCUCCAUGGCACAAUGUGGAUACACAAUAUCACAUGAUCUACUAAAUAGUGAUGCUGUGAGAAAUAUAAAACCACCCACAAUGGAAGGUUUGGAGGCAGUACUUGCAAAGAGAAGACGCAAACAGAAAGAUAAAGAUUUGACUGUUAGUCCUUCUCAGCCAUCACCUGCAAGUUCUUGGUUUAGCUCAAAGUCAACAAAAAAGGUGCCUGCUUCUUCAGUGACAUCAAUUGUAGAUGGUUUGAAGAGACUUUACCUUCAAAAGUUGAAGCCUUUAGAAGUUGCUUACCGAUACAACGAUUUUGUAUCUCCUUUAUUGUCUGGACCAGAUGAAAGAAGCAUUCCUGGCAAUACUGUUGCUGUUCAAGCAGACAUGCCAUUUAGUGGUCUUACUUCAUUUGGCACGUCAUUUUUGUCCAAAUUUGAAUGUUCUCAAAUGCCUCAUCCUUUAUUGGAUCACAUUACAUUUGUUGAUAGCCCUGGUGUUUUAUCUGGAGAAAAACAAAGAACACACAGACAAUAUGAUUUCACAGGUGUGACAGCAUGGUUUGCUGCUAAAUGUGAUCUCAUUCUUCUUCUGUUUGAUCCUCACAAACUUGAUGUUAGCGACGAGUUCAAGCGUGUGAUAUCAUCCCUUCGGGGACAUGAUGACAAGAUUCGAGUGGUCUUAAACAAAGCAGACCAAGUUGAUACUCAACAACUAAUGAGAAUCUAUGGUGCAUUAAUGUGGUCACUUGGGAAGGUGUUGAAUGUUCCUGAAGUCAUGCGUGUAUAUAUUGGUUCCUUCAACGACAAUAGUAUGCAUUCUCUCAGUGGUCCACUUGGUAAUGAACUGUUUGAGAAAGAACAAGAUGAUCUUCUCUCAGAUCUAAAAGAUAUCCCUAAGAAGGCCUGUGAUCGUAGAAUCAAUGAAUUUGUUAAACGAGCUCGAGAUGCUGUGAUACAUGCUUACAUUAUCAGUCAUCUUAAGAAGCAGAUGCCAACCAUGAUAGGAAAAGCAAAAGCUCAACAAAAGCUGAUUGAAAAUUUGGAAGAUGAAUUUGCAAAGGUUCAAAGGGAGUUUCAUCUACCAGCUGGUGACUUCCCAAAUGUUGAACAAUUCAAAGAGACCUUGAGUGGUUUCAACAUUGACAAGUUUGAGAAAUUGGAUAGAAGAAAGAUUCAAACAGUGGAAGAUAUGCUUGCCCAUGAUAUUCCUAACCUCUUGAAGACAUUCAGAAAUCCCUAUGGUUAA